AUCUCCAGCCCGCACGAGCUCACGGAAUGGGUGGACAAGCUGGCUGACAGUCUAGAGGCUAGGUUCGGAGAGAUGAGUCAACAGGUGGAGGCGAGAAUGCGCGAAAUGUCGACGCGCAUCGACGCGAUCGAAUCGAGCAUCGAAGACCUCAUUCAAGGCGCAAUAGCCCCCGUACCAUCGUCA
Molecule: messenger RNA, 183 nt
Organism: Ceraceosorus guamensis
Lineage: Eukaryota; Fungi; Basidiomycota; Exobasidiomycetes; Ceraceosorales; Ceraceosoraceae
Exons: 3
Molecular function (GO): transcription corepressor activity
Source: RefSeq, a predicted model, not a curated record